Messenger RNA from Cuculus canorus (common cuckoo), 6477 nucleotides. RefSeq names its product fucosyltransferase 9 (gene FUT9). Gene Ontology annotation, cellular component: membrane. Gene Ontology annotation, molecular function: alpha-(1->3)-fucosyltransferase activity. Bases 515 to 1645 code for a protein of 376 amino acids. The transcript is spliced from 4 exons. NCBI's taxonomy places the organism in Eukaryota, Metazoa, Chordata, Aves, Cuculiformes, Cuculidae. The record is from RefSeq and is a predicted model, not a curated record.
GCGGCAGCGCCGGGGAUGGGCAGCGAGAGCGCGCCCAGGAGCAGCCCGGGCCCCGCCGCUCCGCUCCGCUCCUCCUGCCCCGCAGCCCCCCGCGCCCCCGGGGCAGCGCCGCGGCCCCCGCCCCGGACGGGGAGACGCCACAACUGAGCUGUGAGCUAACCUGGGCUUUGCUGUGUACCCUGACUGUGAUCAGGAACAGACAUUGGUAUGCAGGACUCGUCUUAAGAUACAGCCGCAGGGAUAGCAAUCGUCUAUUCAACACCUCAUUCCUUUUAAUACCAGAAAGGAUACACGCCACCUUCUCCUAGUUUGUGUUGACAGUUAAAUCAGAUGGGAAGUUCAACUCAUUCAGCUGCAUCAGAUAUUUAAAGAAGUUGAAGAACUUUGUCAACACAUCCCAAUUCAAAUCUGCUGGAUCUCGUCUGUGCCAAUUUGCAAGUCCAAAGCCAUCGCAGAUCCCAGUUACUCACCUAACAGAGGAUGCAGUCAGUACAAGGGAGCCAGUCUUAAUUACAUGACAAUUUCUGUACCUACUUUCAGAAUACUAUACAAAGAAGAACAAAUUAUGACAUCGACAUCUAAAGGAAUUUUCCGGCCAUUUUUUAUUAUCUUCAUUGUCCUCGGUUGUUUCAUGGCAUUUAUACUUAUUUAUAUCAAACCAACAAAUAGCUGGAUCUCUGGUCCUAUAGAAUCAGCCAGUUCAGUUUUGAAAAUGAAGAGCUUCUUUUCUUCCAAAACUGAUAAUCUUAAUGAAACUACUAUCUUGAUCUGGGUUUGGCCAUUUGGUCAGACAUUUGAUCUAACAUCCUGCCAAACAAUGUUCAAUAUCCACGGGUGCCAUCUGACUAUUGACCGCUCACUAUAUAACAAAUCCCAUGCUGUUCUCAUUCACCACAGGGAUAUUAGCUGGGAUCUGACUAAUUUACCUCAGCAAGCCAGGCCACCAUUCCAGAAGUGGAUUUGGAUGAACUUGGAGUCUCCAACUCAUACUCCUCAAAAGAGUGGCAUUGAACAUCUGUUUAACCUAACCCUGACUUAUCGGCGUGAUUCGGAUAUUCAGGUGCCUUACGGCUUCAUGAUGGUCGGUACAAGUUCCUUUACAUUUGAAGUGCCGAGUAAGGAAAACUUGGUCUGUUGGGUUGUAAGUAAUUGGAACCCUGAGCAUGCUCGAGUCAAGUAUUACAACGAGCUUAGCAAAUACAUUGAAAUCCAUACCUAUGGACAAGCCUUUGGAGACUAUGUGAACGAUAAAAACUUGAUUCCUACUAUCUCCACUUGCAAAUUCUACCUUUCCUUUGAAAAUUCAAUCCACAAAGAUUACAUUACUGAGAAACUUUACAAUGCUCUUCUGGCUGGAUCAGUCCCAGUUGUAUUGGGCCCUUCCAGAGAAAACUAUGAGAAUUACAUUCCAGCAGACUCUUUCAUACAUGUGGAAGAUUUUCUCUCCCCUAGAGAGCUGGCAGAAUAUCUUCUGAUGCUUGACAAAAAUAACAAGAUGUACCUUAGUUAUUUCAACUGGAAGAAGGAUUUCUCGGUGCAUCUUCCUAGAUUCUGGGAAUCACAUGCAUGUCUUGCUUGUGAUCAUGUGAAAAGACACCAGGAAUACAAGUCCAUUGGAAAUUUAGAAAAAUGGUUUUGGAAUUAAUGUGUGUGUGUGUGUAUGUGCGUGCACAGACACACUUUUUUGAAGAAGCCAGAAGAAACUUCCGGCCAAGGGUGAGGAGAGGAAAACAGACAAAAUAAGGAGAACAGAACUUCGUGUCAUGGUUCAUCAGCUGUCCUCUCUUGGAUAUCUUAUUUAUAUUUUGUAAGAGAUUUUAAAAGAUUGGCAGCACUCAUCAAUACUCAGUUUUAAAUUAUAAUGUACAUACUAAUUAUGUGCACUGAAAAGUAGUUGAUUGUUUACUAUAAUUUUUAAACAAGAUUUUCCACAUUUUCUGUGAAAUAUGUCCCAGUCUUACACUUAAAUUAGUAAUUUUUAACACUUUUUUAUUAUUAUUUUUAACAUUACAUGUGCUGUUUAACCUAGCUGGAAAAUGUGGACACAACUUUUAAAAGCCAGAGAAAAUUUUAAACAUAAUUUCCUAUUCCCAUCUCGAAUGUGUGUAGUAUUUAAAAAGACAGUAAGGUUUUUUAUGGUUCAUCUUAUAUUAUAAGAACACAGUAAAGUUCAACACCUACCAUUAUUCCUGUGUGAUGAAUUGCACCCCUUUUUAAGGGUGAUGAACCUAGAAAUAUAGUUUGAAAAUCUAUUACACUAGUAGACAGCCUUUGUUUCUAAAAAGAUGAUGUUUCCUGACAAAUAGUUCCACUACAUUACUUUAGGAAUAUAUCUCUUCUUACCUUCUGAAGAAUAAAGAAGUCAGAUACAGAGAAGUUGAACAACCUUAGUGACCAAAACCCAGAUUCAUCUCAUUUUUGAGUGUAUUUAAAUAUAGCAUGUCCUUAAGUCUCAUUAAGUCUCAAGUAUUGUUUACCUGGACCAGGGCUGUAAGUGGUGUUACACUGAUACAAAGAUAAAUGGAUUUUAACAUAGGCAUUCAAUCACAUCAGCUUCAUGCGGCGAUUUCAUCCUGAAUAACAGAUUUUUAGAAACGGCUUGUUGAGAAAUUUUAGAAAUUUCUCUCAUAUAAUUUCUUGAAUAAUUGUGAAUUUAUCCCCAAUUUCAAUUUUAAUUGUAGCUGAAUGUCUUGCCAUUAUGGCUCAUGAAUGUGUGGAAAAAAAUGACCAAACAGUUUAUUUUCUGAAAUAAAUAUACUGACAUUCAGUAACUAAGUUGUCAGGCUGACACAGUCAAACAUUCAACUCAUUAAGCUUAUGAGGUUUUGGUUUUGAAAAUAUUUUAUGUGACAAAUAUAAACAAAUGCACCCUUUAAGAACAGGAGUUGCUAUCAAAAUUUGAAUAUAUAUAUAAGUCCUUAAGUAUUAAAUUUACUCUGAUACGAAGUACGAAAAUGUGAUGAUUGUCAUGAUUGUUUAAAAUGUCUGACUUUAAUAUGUGUGAUUUGAUUUGAUUUUUUUUUUUUACAGCUAAGGCUUAAAUACCUGAUUACUAUAUAUAUACAUAUGUACAAGGUUGGUUUAAUGACAUAAAUGAUGGAUAUGUUUUGGUAUCAAGUGAAAGCAAACAGGCUUGUUUUUUCAGGUCAAAAUUUUACAAAUCUCACCUUCUACUGGAAAAAAAAUUUAACUGAGCAACCUUCAGCUUAUGUGAUGCAUGAGACUUUGAUCAAGCAAAGCAGUUGACCAAGUACUUAAAAUUAAACUGGCAGACAACAACAUUGCUGGAGUAAGGGAAUAAAGGAUAAAAAAUUAUAAACCCUCAGCAAAAGAUAAGGUGAUUUGUCAGAUAUAUUUUUUACCCCAGCUGGAAAAGAAACACAGGAAGCUGUAAGAGUAAUGCUACAUUUAUAAAACAGGAAACUCCAUGGAAAGGUUAUAGAAACACUUGCGCCUGAAGCCUUAUGGCUUCAAAAGCUUUUCUUCUGAUCCAGAUAUUUAUCUAUACUAUUUAUUGCUAUCUUUAAAAAGUAGUUUGCAGCAUACUGUGAAUCUCUUAAACUCACCAGCAUUCCAGUAUGAAACCAGAUGAGCUUACCUUGCAAAUUAAUGCUAUAAAAUGAAGGCCAGUCUUCUAAAAAAAAGUGCUGAUAUGGAUGUAAUGCGAGUAGUAUUUCUGUAAUUUCAAAGGGAAGUGGCUUUUGCCUACAUUCUGUCCUGUAGGUUAUCGUACCUUUUCUUUUUGGGAGGACUACGAAAUUCUCAGUCACUGUUUAUGCCACUACUUUGGCUAGAUAACCUGAUUCCCUUGAUGCAGUUUGGAAGUUCUUUACAGUGAUCUCAGAGAAUAUGCACACUCUCUUAUUCCUCAUUUCUGACAGUGUGAGUUGCUCUGUGUGUUACAAGGGCUCACAUCAAAUCAGACUGGUAUUUUUGGUAUCAAGAUUCAGCCAAUAAAUUCUUAUAUUAAUAAUGAGUAAGCACAAUAAUAAGAUAUAUGACUUGUUACCUCAGAUAUGUAAUGGUGUAUACACCGGAAAGUUUUGAAAUGUAUGCUGAAUUUUAAGCCUGCAAGUAAUGUCAUUACCUCUGUGAGCACUGAACCCAGUCUACAUGGCUAAUCUUGUGCUGAACUUGAAGAAAUAUGAAAGUCUUUUGAUAGAACUUUUCCUCACAGAAACUCCUCACAAGGCUUCUAUACUUUCCAUUCAGGAUGUAUUGCAGAAAUUGUUUCAAAGAUUAAUAAAACGGGAAAGAAAUCUAAUCUAGAUUGAAAUGACCAAGGAUCAUGACCAAAUCCUAAACAAGAGACAUGACCCUAAUGCCUCACUGACAUUCUUGAAGAGUGUGGGCUGGAACAUAAGCGAGCCAGCCAUUUUAUGAAGAUUUCAAAGCAAUCUACAGGUAUCAAGCCGUAAGCAGUUCUGGAUAUAAAGAGGUUUGCUGACACAAGAUGAAACAUCUUCUGGAGUUUUGAGCCUACGUGAUAAAUGAUGUGAAGCAAUGGAUGUAAAAUAUCUGGACUGCAUGCAUGCAUAAAAGCAGUCUACCUAGACCUGCACACCUAACUCACAGAAGAUUGAUUUCUGUCUAUAUAUAAUAUUACGCAUUGUGAUGUCUGCGCUUCUUCAGUGAGCCAUCAUACAUGAACAGUUAGCAUUAGACUCAAAUAAUGUGGAGGAUAAUUAGAAAACCCAAUUAAUUACAGAAAGGUAAAUUACAUGGAAUCAAUUAAAAUAGAGAACAAGGUAGUUUUUAUGCCUUGGUACCCCUGUCAAGAAGAAAAUUGUACAAGAAAAAAGAAAUGAAAGAUGAGAAAUCACACCAAUUUUUACUAUUUUCUAAACAAUUUUAUUUCAGGUAUUCAGUUUGUUUUAUUUUCCAGCCCACAAUAAUCUUGCAUAUGCACUUGUCACAGUUAGUUAAGUUGGCAGUCAUUAAAGACAGAGAGCAAUCAUUAUUCUUUCUUUACAAUGGCUUCUUUUGGAUGCUUUUAGGCUCUCUGUUGUGCACUGAGCUAUCAACAUUUCUGACUUCCUCAGUGUGGAAAAUAAGACCCAAACCAGAUAAAAUACUAACUGCAGAUGCAUUGAUACUCCAUUAAAUGUGAGCAAACAUGAGACAAAACUGGCAGCUGAUCCUUGUAAAGCAGAGUUUUCCUUUCAUUUCACAGACACUCAAUGACUGCAGCAGCUCUUGCACAGUGUGUUGCCAUUCCUUAGUGAUCACAGUUGCCAUUUUCUUUGAAUACCUCUUGCCCUCUGAGAUAGUUUAUACUUCACAAUGAACAAGCAGCCUAAGCAAGGCCAGCAGAAUUUAAAAAUUAAAAUUAACGUGCACUGAGAGAGCAUGAAUAUGGGGAUUUGUAGACUUCAUGCAGGCUUAACAAGAUAUGAGAAACUGGUAAUACCGAGCACAGUAAACUGCAACUUACUGUUUUUAGCUAGUCAUGUUUGUUUCUCAAACUGGGAUUUAAAAAAAGGAUGUAAUUUUCUUCCAGCUCCAAUCAAGCAAGCUUCAUUUAAAGAACCAAUAAUUGUUGCUGAUUAUUCAAGAAUGGGACUCCUGAUGGCCUUUUGUUAUCUCUUUUAUUAAACAAAAAUAAUAUUUGGGGGAAGAGAGAAUUCUGUCAGUAAGCUAAUCAUAUUUCUUAACUGACUUGAAGAACCCUUAUAAUUUUCUUGCCUUUUUUGAUUUUGAUGUAAAUCUUGUUCUCAUGCAACAAUACUUUCUGGAAUUUAUUCAAGAAAUACCGUAAGCACAUGCUUAUGACCAUGAGAGUCAAGCAGGUGCUUAAAUUUAAGAGCAUCUUAAAUGCUUUAAUGCGCCAGGACUUCAAACAGUGCUUUUAUUGCCUUUGAGAAUUAUGCUGGAGAACACAGCCUAUAGUCAACAGAGGAAGACUUGCAUGGCCUCAUUUGCAUCAUUUGUGUCCAUCCUGUGAGUCGACUGGCUACUCUACACUGAAAACUGUUUGUACUAGUUCUGACUUAGUGUCUAUCCAACAUAGCUUUGCUGUACUCUUGUGCUUCAGCAUAAUAUAUGUGCCACCAUUGCCUCAUGCCACCAACUCAGCAUGGCACUCCAACUUACAGCCUACCUGUGCUGUGCAAGGUGGACGAACUUACAUGUGGUAUAAGGAGGUGAGAGGAUCUGAGGCUUGCUGAGAUAGUAUCUCGAGGACUGUUGUAGGAAGAAAGCAUAAAACCUAAUUAUGUGUGCAUCCUAAACUGGAGUGAGUGUGCUCUAGAGAGUAUUAGUCUGAACCAUACCUGAUUUUCCUUAUAAAGGAAAAUAUUUGGUUCAGUCUAGAUAAGGCUCUGUCAGUGAAUGACUGUGUGUGAAAAGUGGGAACAAGAUGUGGCUCUGUGAAGGCUGACAAGGAGGCUUCUGACCUAUUUAAACAUAGUGGUGAAAGUUAAUCAAGUGUUUCCUUGGUCAAAGCUAGUGCAUUUUUGAGAAGACUUUUUGAGAGAA